Messenger RNA from Vollenhovia emeryi, 1786 nucleotides. RefSeq lists its product as uncharacterized. The record is from RefSeq and is a predicted model, not a curated record. Bases 307 to 1560 code for a protein of 417 amino acids. The transcript has 3 exons. Lineage: Eukaryota; Metazoa; Arthropoda; Insecta; Hymenoptera; Formicidae.
GCGCGCGCUUUCUCGACGCACCUGGCUGCCGUGAGCCGUGGCCGAUUGAUUCGGUUUAGAUCGUAAAUUUGAAUUUCGCAGCGACGGGAAGCAAUUCAAGCAAUUUGCAAAAGGUAAUUUGUUGAGAUUUAGGCCGCUGUCUGAAAAUGCGGCCCCGUCCUCUUUCGCGGUUCGGCUCGUGGAGUACGGCGGUUAAACCGUAGCGCGUGAAAUUUGCUAGUAUUUUCAAUACUCUUCCUUCUCCGACAGUCCGGUUCGUCGCACUCGGCGAACGUCCGAUCUCGGAGGUUUUAUCAGAUUUCCACUAUGGCGGAUAAUAGCAAAGUGGUCUCGAGACCGAAGGUUAGAUUCUGCCAGUUCUCCGACGUUGCGCGAAACGAGGAGCGGACCGUCGGACGUCGCGAGCAACAGGCUGUCGAGCCGGCUGCGCGGGCGAGCGGGCCAACAGUCAAAGAAAUGGUAACGCUUAGCAAGCCCAUCAGAGUUGUAGAUCUCGCAAGAUCCACGAAUGUCGAUGGCAACGUACCUCAGAAUCCCCUGAAUCCUCUGCACGUGUCUCUAAGUAAUUGCAACGUUGACAACGUCGACCCCUCGCAUUACGGCACUGCGCUCGCCGGCGUUCGGAAUUCAUCUCCCUCCGACAAGGAUGCGGCGAAAGUCGCGAUGAUCGUGUGCGGCGUAAACGGUGGUCGGAAUGUCGAGAAUGUUGGGGCAGAGGAAAAUUGUAGAACGUCGCAGCUUGAUAAGAGUUCGCGAGACGACGUUGCGAGAGUCGGUGCAAAGUAUCUGCGACAAAAGGGGAAAGUGAGCAAAGGUGACGAUCGCGUGGAAAAGGCAAACGCGAGGCCGGCGUUCAAAGUGCCAAAAAUAACGAAGUCGCAGUCUGCACCAAGCGUUAUGAAAAAAAUGUUCCAAGGGGGAACCGCAAAGCCUUCGACUACUCGGUCUCGUGUUACGUCGCGUAGCGAUUACAAGACUGUAGCGAAAAACAAAGUGCCUCCAGUCAAGAAGAUUGUUUUUCGUAACGUGUCGGGUCCCAACGUCAAAACGUCUGUGGUAUCGCGGGUUUCUCGCAGGGAACAGAUUGAUGCGAGACCAAGCGAGGCAAGUGAGAGACGUAUUGUUCAACCGGCUCUAACCGUGCAAGAUUUGACGCAACCAGAGUACAACUCGAUCAUCUGUACCAUUAAUAAGCUGAAAGAACUUGAACAGCAGAAGAUUGUCGCGGACAUCAGUCAUUUACCACCUGCGCUGAAGAACUUUCUAAACGGAAAGAUCUCCGCAGCACUCGAUUUCCCGUUGGACGAGGCGAUUUACCAAAAUUUAGUGGAUUUGAGUAUAGACGAGAGACAAUUGCCGUCCACUAUUACGCGAAGCAAGGAUCCGGAACCACGGCAAAAGGAUUUAGCGCCGAAGCUCGACGACUUUUUCACGCCUGAAGAUACAUUAGAGAUUUGCGAGGCAGUGCACGUUAAAUCCCGAGCGUCGAAGAUCGACGAUAAUUGGAACGCCUUUAAAAUAAGCGAUAGGAUACUCGAAUGGAAGUACAGUAUAGAUUAGUGCAUAUAUAUCUCUCUUUCUCUCUCUCUUCCCCCACAUAUAUGUAUAUAUAUAUAAACAUACAUGUACAGUCUUAUCUGAUAGAAAUGUGGUAAACCUUAUGAAUGAAAAGUACAAGAAAAAUAUCAACUUGAUCGCCUGGUAGAGAUACAAGGAUGUAAUUUACUCGAUAUGUAUUUGGUAUAAUUUUUUUAUAACGGACUAAUAAAUUAUAGACAUAAUUUUA